CCUCCCAGUCCCUCCCAGCCCCUCCCAGCUCCCCGCCAUGUCCUCCUGCGCCGAGCUGCUGCGUUUCCAACUGCCGGGCCACGAGGCGGCGGCGCUGCGCUCCAUGACGCGGCUGCGGGCCGAGGAGCGCUUCUGCGACGUCACCAUCGUGGCCAGGAGCCUCCGCUUCCGCGGCCACCGCGUCAUCCUGGCCGCCUGCUCGCCCUUCCUGAGGGACCAGUUCCUGCUGAACCCGGCGGCCGAGCUGCGCGUGUCGCUGGCGCACAGCGCCCGCGUGCUGGCCGACCUGCUGCUCUCCUGCUACACCGGCGCGCUCGAGUUCGCCGGCAGGGAUCUGGUGAAUUACCUGACGGCCGCCAGCUACCUGCAGAUGGAGCACGUGGUGGAGAGGUGCAGGGGAGCCUUGGCCAGGUUCAUCCAGCCCUCGCCGACAGCGCCGGUGCAGCCGCCGAAGAACGAGGAGGACGAGGAAGACGAGGACGAGGAGGACACGACGGACGUUUGCAUCGUCAAGGUGGAGCCGGCCACGCGGCGCAGGGGGCGCAGGUGGCCGGUGGUGGCCGGCAGCGAGGUGGUGAGCCAAGGUCCGGCGGGAGUGACCGCGGUGGUGGCGGCCGCGCCGGACAACGCCAGCGCGCAGCUCGGGGUGGUCAAGGCGUGUUACAGCCUGGCCGAGGACGCUGAGGGUGAAGGUUUGGUCAUCUUCCCCGGUGGCGGUGGUGGUGGUGGUGGCAACGCCGCCGUGGCCACCAGCGAGGAGCCACCGGGCAACCAAGGAGCUGUGGGCGCCUCGACCACCACCACACCAACACCAUCAUCGUCAUCAUCAUCAUCAUCGUCGUCAUCGCGCUGCGGGAAGUGCGGGGAGAGCUUCCAGGGCGUGGAGAAGCUGGUGUUCCACAUGAGGGCCCAGCACUUUGUGUUCAUGUGCCCGCGCUGCGGCAAGCAGUUCAACCACAGCAGCAACCUCAACCGGCACAUGAACGUGCACCGAGGGGUCAAAUCCCACGGCUGCGGCGUCUGCGGCAAGAGCUUCACCCAGAAAUCCACCCUGCACGACCACCUGAACCUGCACAGCGGCGCCAGGCCCUACCGGUGCUCCUACUGCGACGUCCGCUUCGCCCACAAGCCGGCAAUCCGGCGGCACCUGAAGGAGCAGCACGGCAAAACCACGGCGCAGAACGUUCUGGAAGCUGGAGGCGCCGAGGGCGGGGUGGUGAUGCGUUGA
Agelaius phoeniceus (red-winged blackbird) is the source of this 1228-nucleotide messenger RNA. The record is from RefSeq and is a predicted model, not a curated record. NCBI's taxonomy places the organism in Eukaryota, Metazoa, Chordata, Aves, Passeriformes, Icteridae.